CAGGGGAUCAGCCGGUCAGUGUGGAGCAGUCGACAUAGGGCCCACUCACUGAAGAAGAAGAACAUUUAACUACUUCUUAAACUAUUUUUAAUCUGAGGAAAGGCAAGAGGAAAUCUGGGGACUAUUAAAAUAUCUUCCUCUCCCGGUGUCAAGCCACAGGAGCUUGUGGACAUGAUGUACAUAGCCCUGGCCUCUGUGCUGGGCAACGUGUUAGUGGUGCUGGUGGUCUGUACGAACCGGGCCCUGAGGGACACCACGUUCUGCUUCCUCGUGUCUCUGGCGGUGGCUGACAUUGCUGUGGGAGCCCUGGUCAUUCCCCUGGCUGUAGUGAUCAGUCUGGGGCUGAAGACUCAGUUCUACACCUGCCUCUUCUUCUCCUGCCUGCUCCUCAUCAUCACCCAGGGCUCCAUCCUACCUCGGGGUCAAGAUUCCCACCAAGUACAGCAUUACCGUGACCCAGAACAGAGCAUCGUGACCCAGAACAGAGCAUGCUGGCUCCUCUCUGCCCUGAUGGGGAUGGUGCCCAUGUUGGGCUGGCACAACGAGCACACACAGGGUAACCUGAGCAUCACCAGCGAUGACAUAAUAGUUUGCAAGUUCACCAAGGUCAUGCGUAUGGACUACAUGGUCUACUUCAACUUCUUCGGCUGGGUGGUGGUUCCUCUGACCAUCAUGAUCGCUCUGUACGCUGAGAUCUUCAGGGUGAUCCCGAAGCAGCUUAACAUGCGUGCCGAGGCCACCUGCGACACCAGCAAGUACUUGGACAAGAAGCUGAAGCUAGCCAAGUCCUUGGCGCUCAUCGUCUUCUUAUUCGCUCUGUGCUGGCUGCCGCUGCAUGUCAUGAACUGCAUUCUCUUCUAUUGUCCGGAGUGUGGGAUGCCCAAGAGUGCCAUGUAUGUGGGAGUCUUUAUGACCCACAUCAACUCUGCCCUCAACCCGCUGGUCUAUGCCUUCCGAAUACAGCGGUUUCGUGCCAUGCUGGUCCAGAUCUUCCACUGCUGCAUGCUGUGUAAACCCACAGAGAACAGCCCUUGCCCCAACCAGCCCAGCCCACCACCCCUGUUUGAGAAAACCCCAGUCCACCCGUACCCACGACCUGCCCUGAUUAUAUGCUUCUCCUGCGAAAUGUUGUGUCAAAGAAGUAGUCGUAGUGCAAUAAUACGGAGACUUCUGCUUUGCAACCAUCAUCUGGGAUGAAUGAUACAGCAUAUGGAGUCUGAUUUGUGAUGGCCCCCAUUAGUGGGCUAGACUCCAACGAAAAGCACUUCACUGAAUUAUGAGAAUUAAGCUCAUUAACAUUUCGUUAACAUUUGCAAUAGUCAAUCCAGGAUACAGGAAGACUUUAAAUGCAAGUACCAGCCCAUAUGUUAUUUAAUUUACUGAUGCCAGCUACAAUUCAUAUUUAGUAUUUUGCUUUAUAACGAGAUCCUUGUCAAAUUGGCCUAUAACACACUCACCAGUGGUGCUGCUGAAUGGAGAAUGGAUCAUAAUAAUGUCUGGAAGGGAGCGAAUGGAAUGGCAUCAAACAGGUGGAAACCAUGUGUUUGAUGUAUUUGAUACCAUUCCACCAAUUCCACUCCAGCUAUUACCACGAUCCCGGCCCAACAUGCCAUCAACCUCCUGUGACACUCACACACCCUUGGACACUCAUUCAUACACAUUGCUUGCUUCUCAAUUUGAAUCAUACAAUAAUGCUUUCUAUGGUAUGUUGUAUAAAUCUGAAGUCUGAUUGGACCAUUAUUUUGUCUAUGAAAUUGUCUGAAAAUGUUUAGCAUUUUUUUUUUCAGCUUGAUUGCCAAACUAGUGGUGUGUGAUUGGGUGGGGGGCUGUUACCUUGCCAACUGUAAGGUCCACCUGUGACUCCCCACUGUGCACAAACUGGUUGAAACAACGUCGUUUUGAUGUACUUUGUCAACAUAUUGUGACAAAUCCUACAUGGAAAAUACAUCGGAUUUGAACAAAGUUAUCAACUUGAACUGUUGUUUUGAGGGUGACAUUUCAACUGCAGCAUUGUAACCAAAUGUCAACAUAGACAAACCUUGUAUAAAGUAUGUUGAAUUUGUAACUUUAAAA
Oncorhynchus tshawytscha (Chinook salmon) is the source of this 2073-nucleotide messenger RNA. Its product is annotated as adenosine receptor A1-like. The coding region runs from base 172 to 1197 and encodes 341 amino acids. The record is from RefSeq and is a predicted model, not a curated record. The transcript has 2 exons. NCBI's taxonomy places the organism in Eukaryota, Metazoa, Chordata, Actinopteri, Salmoniformes, Salmonidae. Gene Ontology annotation, biological process: G protein-coupled adenosine receptor signaling pathway. Gene Ontology annotation, cellular component: dendrite; synapse; membrane. Gene Ontology annotation, molecular function: G protein-coupled adenosine receptor activity.